UAAUGUCUCGACCGACUCCCGUUUUCUUAUAUGAUAGAUCCUUGAAGCUUACAAAUUCAUUUAAAGAUAAACAAAGUGCUGGCAAAUUUCUUAGACGAAAGAAAUUAGGAAGACUUAUUGAUACUGGCAGAUUAUUGCGUAGAAAAUGGUAUCUAUAUUCAAAACAAUUGAAUCCAAACAAAAUUGCUUGUUAUAAAUUUAUAGAAAAAAAUGUUGCAAAGGAAAUGGCAAAAAUAAUUUUAUCAGAACAAAAAAAAACUAUUCACGUUUACGACGAUCGAUAUCAAUUUCUAUAUUCUGCUAAAAAUAUUCAUGAAGUAGCAACGAGUUUAAAUAUAUGCCCUACCCUCAUUAAACUUCAUUUAAAGAAGACUAGACCAUUGAUGGUUAAAAAUUUGGACAAAAAUUAUUACAUUGUAACUGAACUUGUAAAAAUUAAUGGAAUGGAUACGGAAGAAAAGGUGAAUUAUCUUAAAAGUGCGAUUAUUAUGUCUUCCACGGAUGUUGAGAACAACAAGGAAAUUUCUAAUGGCUCUGAAAGUUCUCCUUUAUCAUUACCGGAACCAGAAUUCUUUGAUUCUAUUCGUCGUUUCGCCAGCGAUCAUUUUACAAAUGCUUAUAAAUUCCCUGAAAUAUUUGGCCAAAUGGAUGAAUCUGCUUUAUUGACAAUGG
Molecule: messenger RNA, 672 nt
Organism: Dentiscutata heterogama
Lineage: Eukaryota; Fungi; Glomeromycota; Glomeromycetes; Diversisporales; Gigasporaceae
Source: the annotation of a GenBank genome assembly